This is a messenger RNA of Argentina anserina (silverweed cinquefoil), 1140 nucleotides long. RefSeq lists its product as uncharacterized. The record is from RefSeq and is a predicted model, not a curated record. Lineage: Eukaryota; Viridiplantae; Streptophyta; Magnoliopsida; Rosales; Rosaceae. Bases 337 to 993 code for a protein of 218 amino acids. The transcript has 8 exons.
ACUUCUAUUGCUUUGGUUAGUGGUGUUUCAGUUCCUUAGUUCUUCUUUUCUUCUUAUGGAUCGUUUCUGUAACAACAUAUUGGGUUGUGCUUUCAUCAUCACUGGAGCUUCGCCUCUAUCUCAAAAGUCCCAAAUCAAUUGGCCAUCACAAAGAAGCAAACAAUAAUUCGGGCUUUUGUGUAUCAGAGGUUCUGUGUCUCCUGCAGUUUGGAUUCCAAGUUGUUAUUUACAAGAAUUCGAAGCUAUCAAGCAACAAAUUUUAACAAGCUGUGGUAUUUGUAUGAUCACACACCAGGAGCCUUUUUAAUUGAGAAAUCUUCAGAUUAGACUCCAGAGAUGGAGGGGAGUUUUGCUGAUGAGCUUUACUCAGAAAGUUUACAGCUCUCAAAAUUGCAAUUGAAUGCUGCAUCAAAUGUCACCAGCAAACAAAGUGAUUUAAAUGAUCAUGGUAAGGUUCAGUUGUCGGCUGAAGAUGGAUCUCCGUGGUACAGUUCUGAUGAUGAAGUGAAUGAAGGAUCUGAUAUGAACAAGGAAUGGCAGAGGAAACGCGAUGAAUUCUAUACGAUGGGAUACCGUGAUGGUCUUAUAGCAGGAAAGGAAGAUUCUUCACAGGAGGGAUUUAAUAUUGGCUUUAAGCAAUCAGUUCUUGUCGGUUACAACUGGGGUCUUGUGAGAGGGGUUACAAGUGCGUUGGCUUCCCUACCAGAAGGUUUAAGGGAGAAGUUGAUUGAUACUGAAGAACAAAGAACUCGAUUUCAGGGGUUGUAUGAAUCCGUUCACUCCUUUUCUACAACAGAUGCCCUGAGGUUGUUCAAUGAUGAAAUCACAGGUGAAAAUGAUAGUGAGCGAGUUGCAAUUUCAGAGACUAGUUCCUUAAAAGUUGAAUAUGGCUCGGAAGAGCAAAGAUUAGAUCAUACUGGUCUAGGAAUAUACUCUGCAAAGCUCCAGUCACUUCUUUUAGUGUCUCCUGGAAUCGAAGUCGAGACCCCCUAGAAAAGUUGGUAAUGUUGUAAUUAUUUAACAUCUGGAAAAGAGAAAUUGGAAAAACUUUGCUAUAGUGUAGCCAACAUUUGAGUUCAAUAUAUUGUGCACUUUGAGCAGUGUUGUCAAUUUGAUGAUCUCUAAUAUUAUCAUGCUUUA